Molecule: messenger RNA, 1836 nt
Organism: Anoplophora glabripennis (Asian longhorned beetle)
Lineage: Eukaryota; Metazoa; Arthropoda; Insecta; Coleoptera; Cerambycidae
Product: solute carrier family 35 member E2-like
Exons: 6
Coding region: 137-1183 (348 amino acids)
Cellular component (GO): Golgi apparatus
Molecular function (GO): antiporter activity
Source: RefSeq, a predicted model, not a curated record
UGAAAGUACCAAAAUUGAGGUUACUUUGUGAUAUUUGGACGUGGUUUAUUAUUCCUUCAAAGAGGAAUGUCUUGGAAUUGUGUAUUAACAUUAGUACAGUAUUUAUUCCUUUAAUUUAUUAUUUAGUUAUGCAAAGAUGGAUAAAUCACCGACAAAUAAUAUCCCAAAGGAAGUUGAAAGUAAUGGUGUCAAAAAAGAAGUAUUUCCUGUUGUAGAAAAAACCAAAAAGGGUUUAUCAAAUUUCAGAGCAAUUAUAUUUCUUUUGUUAUGGUAUUUUUUCAGUGGGUGUACUUUAUUUUUAAAUAAAUAUAUUUUAACUUACCAAAAUGGCAACCCAACUGUCUUAGGGGCUUGUCAAAUGUUAAUGACUGCAGCAUGUGGUUUUGUGCAAUUAUAUUUUCCUUGCGGAAUGUAUAAGCCAUCACAGCGGUUAAGUAAGCCACCCGGAUUUUAUAGACACAUGGUAUUAGUAGGUUGUUUUAGAUUUUUAACGGUUGUGCUAGGUUUAGUAGCUUUGAAUUAUGUGGCUGUUAGUUUCACAGAAACUAUUAAAAGCUCUGCUCCCCUUUUUACAGUAUUAAUAUCAAGAUUUCUCUUAGGAGAACAAACCGGACUCUAUGUCAACUUGAGUCUUCUUCCUGUUAUGUCGGGAUUGGCUUUAUGUUCCAUUAAUGAAGUUAGUUUUGAACUAAUUGGCUUUUUGGCAGCUAUGGCCACAAACGUAACUGAAUGUGUACAAAAUGUUUAUUCAAAAAUGUUGAUUUCUGGAGACAAAUUUAAAUACACACCAGCUGAAUUACAAUUCUACACUAGUGUGGCAAGCAUAGUUGUUCAAAUCCCAGCCACUUUAUUAUUGGUUGAUUUAGUAUCCAGUGAAAAAAUUGGUUAUAAACUAAUUUUGUGUUUUGUAUUAAACGGAAUAUUUUUCCACUUCCAAAGCAUCACAGCUUAUGUCCUUAUGGACUAUAUUAGUCCUGUGACACACAGUGUUGCUAAUACUGCUAAACGGGCGUUUCUCAUAUGGCUCUCUAUUCUUAUGUUCGGGAAUCCGGUAACGAUGUUAAGUGGAUUGGGAACAAUAACUGUGAUAGCAGGUGUUUUUUUGUAUAUAAAGGCACAAGAAUACGAUAACGAUAGGUUAAGUUCUGCAAAUUUAAUGCAUAGGAAAGUUAGGGCAAUAUAAACGUUUUUUUUUCUGUCGUAGAUCGGGUUGAAUUUGUUUUUGUAUAUACUUUAUAGAUGGUUUGAUGAUGUGCUUGUUCUGUUGCUGUAGGAAUGUUUAAGAAAAAAUUAUUCCACGAAACACGUCUUGGAGACUAUAUAGAUAAAGAUCAUUUGUACUAGUCAUUUAUUAACUAUAUCUUUGAUAUAAACCAUUGUUGAAGGAAAGCUAUAAAACCGUUUGCGAGACCUUCAGGAUUUAGAAAGUGUCAUUGAUAUUAAUAUUUGUGAUUUUAGUUGUUGUAUGAAUAUGGAGAUUCCAAUCUAUAGUGUGUUCUUUAUGGUCAUCGUCUCUAGAAUAAAGGUUGUUUUGAUGGAAUCCAAAAUAAUAAUAUUAAAACUAAUUUUUUGUGUUAUUGAUAUAAAAGUGUAUAUUAAUGCUCAGUUAAAAAUCAAUUAUUUUCUUUUAUAUUAAUCUACCAAUUUGAUGGGUGUUUACUGUAAAUCCAUGAUGAAAUUUAAUAUUAUCGGACAUUUCAUGUCAUAUAUUUUAACUGAUUUAUGACAAAAUUAAAAUACAACAAACAUGUUUGGCCUGUAAAGUCCUCACUGUUCAUUAUUGAAACUAUAGUUUUACACUUUACACAAAAUGAUAUACAGGGUGAUUCAUAAAUA